Anolis sagrei ordinatus is the source of this 2260-nucleotide messenger RNA. RefSeq names its product basic helix-loop-helix ARNT like 2 (gene BMAL2). Gene Ontology annotation, biological process: regulation of transcription by RNA polymerase II. NCBI's taxonomy places the organism in Eukaryota, Metazoa, Chordata, Lepidosauria, Squamata, Anolidae. Gene Ontology annotation, cellular component: nucleus; aryl hydrocarbon receptor complex; cytoplasm. Gene Ontology annotation, molecular function: DNA-binding transcription factor activity, RNA polymerase II-specific; RNA polymerase II cis-regulatory region sequence-specific DNA binding; protein dimerization activity. The record is from RefSeq and is a predicted model, not a curated record.
GCCUGCCCUCCCCAUGCCUCUGCGGCGGGCGGCGGGUGGCGGGCCGCGGCUGCUGCUCCUGCUGCCUCUGCGGAGCGGGCCAUGGCGGAGGCGGCAGGAGCCGAGGAGGCCAGCGGGAGACCCGGAGCCCCAGAUAAUCUUCAGAUGGAAGGAACCCAGUGUGCCACCUCUGUAGUCUCAGGCCUUAUAAGUCCUUCAGCCCAGCCUGCCACUGCCAGUUCAGUCAACACAUUUGUGGUAGACUUUCCAAGAAAACGCAAAGGAAGUGUUUCUGAUAACCAGUAUGCAUGUGACAUUGAUAUUGAUGAUCUCCAGAGCAGGAGUGAAGAUGAAGAACAUGUAAAAAUUAAGUAUUUCAGGGAGGCUCAUAGUCAAACAGAGAAAAGAAGGAGAGACAAAAUGAAUAAUCUGAUAGAAGAAUUAUCUGCCAUGAUACCUCAGUGCAAUCCUGUGGCACGUAAGCUAGACAAACUUACAGUAUUAAGAAUGACUGUGCAACAUUUAAAGUCAUUAAAAAGUUCUAAUAGUUGUUACUCAGAAAUCCGCUAUAAGCCUUCAUUUUUACAAGAUAGUGAACUCCAGCAUUUAAUCCUUAAGGCUGCAGAUGGGUUCCUCUUUGUGGUUGGAUGUGACAGGGGGAGAAUCCUGUUUGUUUCAGAAUCUGUUUCUGCAAUACUUGAUUAUGAACCAGCCAGUUUGAUAGACCAAAGUCUUUUUGACUAUCUGCAUCCAAAAGAUGUUGCCAAAGUCAAGGAGCAACUUUCAGCUUCAGAUGCUUUGCCAAGGGAGAAACUAAUAGAUACUAAAACGGGCUUGCAAAUUCACACGGAUUUUCAAGCAGGAUCCUCUCGUCUGAAUUCUGGUGCUCGGCGUUCAUUUUUUUGUCGAAUAAAGUGUACAAGAAAGAACAUCAAGGUGGAAAAGGAGUCACUGCCAAACUCAACAAAGAAAGAUCAUAAAAAGUACUGUACUGUUCAUUGCACGGGGUACUUGAAGAGCUGGCCUCCUAUUGAGGUGGGAGUUGAAGAAGAAAAAGAUGCUGAAAAAGACAGCAGUAGCUUCAACUGUCUUGUUGCAAUUGGGCGAUUACAUCCUUAUACUGUUCCUCAAAAAAGCAGUGAGAUAAAGGUCAAGCCAACAGAGUUUGUAACACGCUUUGCCAUGGAUGGGAAAUUUGUUUUUGUAGACCAGCGUGCCACAGCAAUUCUAGGAUAUUUGCCACAGGAGCUUCUAGGAACGUCUUGUUAUGAAUACUUCCACCAAGAUGAUCACAGUCAUCUAACUGAAAAACACAAAGCAGUGCUGCAGAGCAAAGAAAAAAUAUUCACAGAUUUCUAUAAAUUCAAAGCAAAAGAUGGCUCGUUUGUAACAUUAAAAAGUCAGUGGUUUAGUUUCAUAAAUCCAUGGACCAAAGAACUGGAGUAUAUUGUGUCAAUCAAUACAGUCGUUUUAGGUCAUAAUGAAUCAAAUGAAGAACUACUACUACCCUGCAGUUCCCUGUCGUCAGAAGAUACACAGAAGCCAUCAUUCCUCAGUGUACCAGGGAUGUCUAUAGGAACUGUACUUGGGGCUGGAAGCAUAGGAACUGAGAUUGCAAAAGAAGUCUUAGAUUUACAAAGGUCACGUACUUCUCCAUCUACUGGUGAAUUAAGUCCAUCGGAUCUUAUGAGGAAGUCUUCUCCCCCAGUUUUAACAGUAAGCUGUAGUAACGUGCCAAAUAAAGAACUUACUCAGUUAUACCCUUCAGGGAUAGAGGAUUUGGAAACUUCAAGGCAAAAUCAGGGCACUGUUUCAUUUCCUACGAAUGAGCCUCUUCUCGGUGAUGCUUCUCAGCUGGAUUUUGAUGCCGUGUGUGGAAACGACACAGCCAUGGCUGCUUUUAUGAAUUACUUGGAAGCUGAAGGUGGCCUGGGUGAUCCUGCAGAACUCAGUGACAUACAGUGGACUCUCUAAUAUUUCCCAAUCAAAGAGGAGCAGAUAUUUCUUUGAUGCACAGAAUAAUAGUUCAUCCUCAAGUACUGUAUUAGUAAUACCUUUAAAGGCUUCAAUUCCUAUUUACAAUAUGUAUUUUCGAAAAACGUUUGCCUUACUCACAAAGAAAUGAUUUGGGCUGUAUAUGUUUAAAAGAUGUGAUAUUUUGGGGCGGCGGGGACAGGACACACAGAGAACCUCAGUUUUCUUACAUAUGUUAACUGGAAUGCUUAAACACAUGCUUAUAUUUUUACCAAACUCUUUUAAAAAGAAGUUACUGUAAAAUCAG